This is a messenger RNA of Aspergillus steynii IBT 23096, 1551 nucleotides long. RefSeq lists its product as uncharacterized. Gene Ontology annotation, cellular component: membrane. Gene Ontology annotation, biological process: transmembrane transport. NCBI's taxonomy places the organism in Eukaryota, Fungi, Ascomycota, Eurotiomycetes, Eurotiales, Aspergillaceae. The record is from RefSeq and is a predicted model, not a curated record. The coding region runs from base 1 to 1551 and encodes 516 amino acids. The transcript is spliced from 3 exons. Gene Ontology annotation, molecular function: transmembrane transporter activity.
AUGCCGGCCGGUGCGAUCUCCGCUGAUAGUUCGAAGCUCGGUCUCACUGCGCCUGAGCCUAUUCAUGCACUGCAGGAUGUCGAAGCAGAGAGACGUGCUGUCUCGAAGCAGAAAACAGCGAUUGUGAUUGCCUGCGUCACGUUCAGUACCGGGAUUCAAUCCUUCCUAGCUGGCGUGGUGACGAUCGCGAUUCCGACAAUGGCGGUGGAUUUGAAUCUGCCUGAUAAUUUGGUUCUCUGGCCUGUUACUAUUUACUCGUUAACUUGCGGAUGCACGCUGCUGGCCUGCGGUUCGAUCUCUGAUGUCGUGGGAAACCGCCAGACCUACCUUCUAGGCUGUCUGCUGCAAACCGCUUUCACGAUGGGAUGCGGACUGUCGACUACCGGAGCGCAGUUGAUUAUCUUUCGCGGAUUCUCCGGAGUCGCGGCCUCCUUCUGUCUGCCGUCAGCCGUCAGCUUGAUUAACGAGGUGUUCCCGACUGGCCGAUCGCGAAAUAUCAGUUUUGCGGCCAUGGGGGGUGCGCAGCCCGUGGGAUUCGGGCUCGGGUUAACCCUGGGAGGAAUCAUUGCUGCCCAGGUCGGCUGGCCAUGGGGGUUCCACGCGGCGGCGAUCACUAGCUUCGUGAUGCUAUUGCUGGCUGCAUGGCAGCUACCGCGGAACGAGUAUCCUUCUGCGCGAGUUAUCGGGCAGCGGCUCUUGAACGAUAUUGACUGGGUAGGGGUCAUCAUUGCGAGCACCUCGCUAGCCAUCCUAUCCUACGUGAUCGCGGCCAUCGCAGGAAGCCCCAGCGCAAUCCGCUCCCCAACCAACAUCUCGCUCCUCCUCGUCUCCUUCCUCGUCCUCGCCCUCUUCGUCCUCUGGGUCGGCCGACAAGAACGCCUCUCGCGCCCAGCCCUGAUCCCCAAUUCGCUCUGGCGCCACAAAGUCUUCACCUGCAUCUGCAUCAACGUCUUCUUCAUCUGGGCCUCAUUCAACGCCUUCGAACAAUUCCAGAACUUCUUCUUCCAGGAAAUCCAACUCAUCUCGCCCUUCGACUCCGCCCUGCGCUUCCUCCCCAUGCCGGUCUCCGGCGCCCUCGCGAACGUCCUCGUCGGCCUGAUCGUCCACCGCGUCCGCGCCGACUGGAUCGUCAUCAUCACCCUCAUCCCGUCCGCUAUCGCCCCGUUGCUCAUGGCCAUCGCCAGCCCGACCUGGUCGUACUGGUCUUGUGCGUUUAUCGCGAACAUGCUGAACCCGAUCGGCGCGGAUGGCAUCUUCACGGUCUCGAAUCUGCUGAUUACGUCGAUGUUUCCGCCCAAGACGCAGGGCGUUGCCGGGGGUGUGUUUAAUACUGUCUCGCAGACGGGGAAGAGCGUGGGGAUUGCGUUGACCGCGUUGGUGGCGAAUGGCGUGACGCAGAAGUCUGGGGAUGUGGAUAAAGACGGUACCGGGGCGCUGUUGGAGGGAUAUCGGGCUGCUUUCUGGUUCGAGUUUGCGUUGACGGUGGCGUGCUUGGGGGUGAGUGUUUGGGGACUGGGAAGGAUUGGGAAGGUAGGUAGGAAGAUGGACUAG